CUGAUAGUGUGGAGUAUAUACAGUUUAUUCCCUUGGACCGAUGAACACGGGCCGCAGCAUCGUCGGAUUAAAGUAAAAUAUUUCUAGAUCGAUAUGGAGGAAGGUUCGGAAACAACAGACAAAUGGCGCUACGUGGUUGCUUUAGGAAAGUUUUUUGUUCACUUGAUCUUCCCGGGUAUGACAAAGGCUUUGUCAGUCCUCGUUCCUGCCAUGGUCUUCCAGCUCCAGGUUGAUUACACGACGGUGGGAUUUCUAGUUCCAAUGCAGUAUGGCGUCCUCUACGUUGCCUGUCCCCUGAGUAAUUAUUUGGCGACGAAGUUUGGUCAUCGUUGUGUUUCAUCAAUCGGCGGGUUCUUGUCCGGAGUUUCUAUGAUGGGGGCCUUCUUCAGUCAAUCAGCAAUGACGAUCGGAAUCUCAUUCUUCUUUACAGGUCUCUUUUCGUCACCGUUACGUCAGAGUUCAACUGUCAUGCUGCGUGAGCACUUUGGGGAAAAGUAUGGUGUGGCCAUAACCUUCACACAAAUGGGAGGCCUGCUUGGAGGUGUCAUUUUACCUUAUGUAACUGCGCUGUGUCUGGACGCAUAUGGCAUGAGGGGAGCCAUGCUCUGUCUAAGUGGCAUCUUCUUCUACCACGCAGCGAUUGGAGCCACUUUUAGAGCCCCUCGGUCACCUACAGUCAGAAACAAUACACGGCAUGUAGGUGGAGAGGAGGAUAUCGAGGGAUCGACUCUAUUACAAGGUCAAGAAGAUGAAAUCUAUCUCCGAGAGAACAACCUUCGACAUGACGAUGAAAGUAUUAGUACUUACGAUAAUUCCAGAGAUGAAUGUUGGAUUCCAAAAGAUGGGGAAGCUCAGAAAUCCAAUCCGACAAGGAACUUAAUGGUAGAAUUUUUAACAUGGAUUUUACCCAUGGAUUUUAUGAGAGAGGAACGCAUCUUCAUCUUUCUCUUUAUCCCCUGUUAUAUCCUUGACGACAUAAGUUUCGCCAUAUGGAUAAUUUUCUCCCCAUCGUAUGGAGUGUCAGUCGGUCUUGAUGAGAAGGAAGCAGUGUAUCUCCCAAUAGUCGGUUCAUUGGGCGGAUUCGUAGGCCGCCUGGUUCUCAUAGGAAUUCUGUACAAACAUCCACAUCUAACACCUCACGCGUUUUCAGUCAACGCAGCAGUAUCAUCAAUUGCAAUGUUGGCCCAUCCUCUUAGCUCAUCCUUGGUUCAUCUCCUGAUAUGUUCCUUCUUCGCAGGGUUCGGGUUUUAUGGUCUCGUUUCUUCCUUCUACGCUACUUUACCUUUGAGGUUAAAGAAUGAUAACUUCCCCAUUGCCUCUUCAAUCAUUUUCUUGACAAGUGGAGUCAUACUUCUUCUAUCUGGAACACUUGCAGGUCUGUUCUAUGAGCACUUUGGGUCUUUUAAAACCGUCUUCAUAGCGAUGGGAGUGUUUUCCAUGAUAAGUUGCGUAGUGUUUUCCAGCUACCUCUUCGUCGACGCAAUGUUAAAACGACGCCCCUCCACGGAGAUCGGAUGACGUCACUGUGAGUUAACAUGGGAGCCACGAUAAUGAGGAUGAACGGGAUGGUGCCACUUGGUGUAUAUAGGGUGGGUGCUUGCACUGUAAAAACCGUGGUGUUAAAACUGACACCAAUUGGUGUUAAUAGAAGACCACACCCUGAGGUGUUAAAAUAACACCCUAGAGAU
Lytechinus variegatus (green sea urchin) is the source of this 1688-nucleotide messenger RNA. Its product is annotated as monocarboxylate transporter 1-like. Gene Ontology annotation, biological process: transmembrane transport. Gene Ontology annotation, molecular function: monocarboxylic acid transmembrane transporter activity. The transcript is spliced from 5 exons. Bases 94 to 1518 code for a protein of 474 amino acids. Lineage: Eukaryota; Metazoa; Echinodermata; Echinoidea; Temnopleuroida; Toxopneustidae. The record is from RefSeq and is a predicted model, not a curated record.